Molecule: messenger RNA, 454 nt
Organism: Drosophila virilis
Lineage: Eukaryota; Metazoa; Arthropoda; Insecta; Diptera; Drosophilidae
Source: RefSeq, a predicted model, not a curated record
UGUGUGGGUAGUCAAAUGUUGUCAUCUCUGCCAGUCUCAUUUGGCAGCCCAAUCGUAUAACAACAUUUGUUUUUCCCAAAAAAAAAAUUUGAAUCAUAAGUACAUAACAAAAACUAAAGCCUGAGCAUGUUCAAGGAGCUUGUGGUGUUCGUGCAUACAACGGCUCGCAACUUUUGCCUGGUGCGUCCCACGGCAGUUGCACGUGGCACUGCAUGCCGUCCGAUGGUGAAGAACUGCAUCUGGGCAAAUGUGAUCUUCUUCAUAGCCAUCUUUACGCCGCUCUACGUGUGCCUGCUGAAGGAUGUAUUCGGACUGUUGCGCGACUUGAACUACAAGAUGGCCAGGGGCAAGUAGGUGGGACCCGUUGGGCCCGUAGGUACACCGCAUAGGUCAAUUUAUGUUCAGAGUUAAUUAAACACCCCCCCAUGCACACAAUCUCGCUUAAAUAUAUAAA